UGAUUGCAUUCAAGGGCUUCCUGCACACUGAGUUCAGCGAGGAAAACAUUGACUUCUGGCAGGCUUGUGAGGAUUACCGGAACACCAGGUCCAUGGGCAAACUCACGGCCAAGGCCAGGAACAUCUUUGCCGAGUUUGUCACCAUCCACGCCCCACGAGAGGUCAACCUCGACUCAAGCACGCGGGAAGCGACAUCGAGCGGCGUUCUGGCCCCCACCCGCUCCACCUUUGACCUGGCGCAGAAGCGGAUCUUCAGCCUGAUGGAGACGGACUCCUACCCCCGCUUCCUGCGCUCCGAAUUCUACCGCAAGUUGGCCGGUGCCAAGCAGCUCAACGGCCUGGCGUAGGCGCGGGGGGAGGG
Molecule: messenger RNA, 361 nt
Organism: Amblyraja radiata (thorny skate)
Lineage: Eukaryota; Metazoa; Chordata; Chondrichthyes; Rajiformes; Rajidae
Product: regulator of G-protein signaling 4-like
Exons: 2
Coding region: 93-347 (84 amino acids)
Source: RefSeq, a predicted model, not a curated record